UCAUGGUCAAUUAAUCUUUACCGAGCUCACUGUUUAGCAAGAAGCAGCUCUGCGGGCUAGUGGCGCCGUCGUAUAAGAGAAGAAAUGGGAGUGGCUGUACACCUGCCCGACCUGUUUGGGACACAUGAUCCACCAGGAAUUUUCCUACGGUCUUGUCCUCUGUUGAACAAACGCCUCUGAGUCACAAAAACGAUGUCGGCACCAACAAAUCCGGCGGCCACCACUUUUCCAGCUCCGACCAUCUCCUUACCUGUUGGACUUGACAUUUUGCGAACGUAUUCAGGGGCUCUGGUCUGCUUGGAAAUUCUCUUUGGAGGACUGGUAUGGAUUCUCGUGGCCUCCUCCAACGUUCCUGUCCCACUGUUACAAGGCUGGGUUAUGUUUGUGUCAGUUAGCAUGUUUGUCGGCUCCGCAGCGUACCUCGUUGUUUUUCUCCUGGGCUUCGCCGAUAGGAUCAACACUGAUUGGAAUUUCCUGGACGUGGUGUACCACUUCGUUGCACUACUGUUCUACUUCGCCGCCUUCGUUCUGGAAGCCGCAACGACAGCCGCAGCUGUCACCACGGCCAGCAUGAACCAAACCACUGUCUGCAUGACCCGGCCAACAGGCAACGUUUUCACCGUCCUGGACGUCCGUCAGUACAGUAUUAAUGUGGCGGCCACAGUGUUUGCGUUUGUGGUGACACUAUGCUACGCCUGCAGUAUGUUCAUGGGGUUCAAGAGAUGGAGAAUGCAUGGCUGACAGAAUAUUGUCUGAAAUGCGAGAACCAGUGGAAUCUGUGUUAUUAUUACAGAUAGAAGGGUAGCUGUACUGUACUGAACACAGAGUUCAAGUGGGAAACUGUUUCUAAUCAUUAGUUUUUAACCAUGAUUACCGUAAUUUAAAGAAAGUAUUCUAAAAUAGUUGUGAUUACAUUUUUAUAUUUGUAGCACUGAAUAUAUCUACAAUUUUAUACACUUUGAAUUAGAAUGUAUGCAGAGAAACAUAUAACGCAGAGCACAGCAUUUUGAUUGUGUGGAGACUGUAGUCCUACGUUGUGGGGAAAAGGGUUUUAACUCACAGCAAUGUGUUAUUUCGUGUAACCAACAUAUGUUGCUAUUACAUUUCGAGUGGUCUUAGCCAUCGUAUUUAUAAGGAUCUGACUGUCAGAAAGUUGGCCGACUGGUUGUAUGUGAUUAUGUUGCAUGGCCUUAGUGUUUCUGUUUGGGUGGUUAACAGAAUGAUGAUAUCAGAUUGUGUUUUGGUCAUGAAAUUACUAAUGGAAGAGUUUCUCCUUAAAUUAUUUGUGUGUACACCUUGUCAUUUCUCAAUGUGUUAAUACAGAUGUGUUUGAAGAUAAAAUAAGUUGAGUUUUCUUAAGCCCCUUUCAGACAUGCACUGCCACCCUGACCUUAUCUAGACAUUACCCGGAGGAGCUGUAUGUGAGAACGCAAAUUUCUGAAUCAGUUGGACUGGACAUUAAACGGACUUUACCCUGCCAGCUCCCUAGUACAAAGUCUGUGUAAUGUCCGAUUGAGUCCAUGUGUGAAUAGAGCAGGUCAUUGUCCGGAGAAUUCACAGUGUGUGAGUAGGCAUGUUAAUGACGUUUCUAUCAUGCAGAAGAAUACAAACAUCCGAGGAUGAAGAAUAAGGGUCAUUUACACGAAGAUUCGGGAACUUCUGUCGGUAAGGGCCGACAUUGAAAUCGUCAGAUUCAAGGAACGGCAAGAGACUCGGUUGUUUAUGACCAAAUUACAAACCGGCUACAUGACCGUGAUUUCUGCAGUGUACAUUUUGCGUCAUGUCCUGCCUCCUGCACGCUCUACCUAUUCGCCACCCCUCGCCUAAGAGAAGGUGAGGUGAGAACGCAUCUGACACGGACGAUCUCCUGUUGUGUGCUACAUGUGUGAAAGGGCAACUUCAAUGUCCGUACCUGAUUCUCUGGACAUUGUCCAGAGCUCAUAUGAGAAAACGGCUUUACUCAGUUGUUUGAACAUGCUUAUUUCAAGCAAGUUUACUGUAUUAUAGUUUAUUAUCACAAGUUUAAAGUUAGGAACUAGGAAUUGAUGUGUAUGAGGCAUGCACUGCUUUUGUAUCCAAAAUGACUAAUCUGCCCCCCCUUCCCUAAUUACAUUUAUAUAUUUAAUUGUGGAAGGAACGUGAACUCUGGACCAGAAUUACUAUUUACAAGGAGUUCAAUUAGGGUAAAGUGAUGCUGGUCUACAGUCUACCUCUCAGCAUUGGUUAUCGUACCAACAUGUUCAUUUAACUUCAUGAGCAAUCACUGUUCCCAGACUCCCUCAGGGAUGAACAAACGAAAUAAAGUUUUGAGCACACUUCAUGUCAUUAAAUGAAGCUUUAAAAAGAAUGCAUCUAAAAUGUCUAUAAUAAAACUUUAAG
Molecule: messenger RNA, 2379 nt
Organism: Megalops cyprinoides (Indo-Pacific tarpon)
Lineage: Eukaryota; Metazoa; Chordata; Actinopteri; Elopiformes; Megalopidae
Gene: mal2
Product: mal, T cell differentiation protein 2
Exons: 4
Coding region: 193-741 (182 amino acids)
Biological process (GO): myelination
Cellular component (GO): membrane
Molecular function (GO): structural constituent of myelin sheath
Source: RefSeq, a predicted model, not a curated record